CAGGUUUGGAAUUCUGAUGAGCAUGAGGAUUUGCAGGUUAUUGUGGUCAUAUCGCGCCCGCCUAUCAAAGUGUGAGUAUUCAUUGCUUGAAAAAAUUUGUUACAAUCAUGAAUCUUUAUAGAAUUGUAUCAGUUGUGUAAUUUUUUUUUUGUCAGAACUCAGAAUCGAUCUUCAGAAGGUUGUUAGACAUGCUAUAUGUAUACUUCUGUACCUGAUUACACCUGUAAAUCUUGAACAUUUUUAUGAAGGGUAAUAAUGUUUCUGAACGUUGAUGGCAUUUCUUGUAGGUUUUUCUACGAUGACUGGAAUAUGCCUCACACGGCUGCAAAACUGCAGUUCCCCAUCUUCUGGGACGAGGAAUGCUUAAUUGCACCUAAAGAUGAACUCUAGGCUAUAAACUGCAUAUUGUUGUUGUCAUCUUUGUUCAAGGUGCAGGCUGUAAUUGCAAUUUCUUGCCCAAUGUUCAGAAUAUGUACCUGAUAGCUUCUGAAAUAAGGGACACUACUUCACAAUGUUUCCAUGAUAACAAUGCUUUUAUCGAAUCAUUGAUUAAAAAUAAUUUCUCAAUUUUUCAUCCUAAACAUCUGAUCUGAGCUUAGUAGCUUUACAGUUUAACAUGGUUGAAAAUGUAACAGAAACAUUCAGGUAGCAACAGGCACACUGAUUCAGUAGAAAAAUAGCACACACAAAAAAAAAACUACUGAAGACACUAGCAAAGUAGCAAGAGAAAGCUACUAUUCUUUUAUUUUACUUUUUAAGGGGAAAAGUUCACAUCUCUCUGCGUGUGGGCCCAUGAUUGUGUGGGGCCCAUUGGUCAUCGAUUUAUUUUGGAGUAAGGGGAAAGUUAAUUUCUACUGCAUUUCUCAGUUUUCGAGAGGUCUAGAAGAAAAGAGAUGGAGACUAGAACUGGACCAACUGCCGCCGGCGGCCAUGGCGCCCACCUCGCCGGCGCCGGCCGCGGCGCCCUCCUCCUCGCGCUCGUCGUCGUCUCUGCCGCCGCCUUCCUCCCCGUAGCCGAAUCGUCCUGCCCGCGAGACAAUUCGCUUGUGAAAGAUGUUAGCAAAAUGUACCAAAGCAACUAUGGAAGGGAAGGGUUCUCACAUAUAACCAUUGCUGGUGCCCUAGCUCAUGGAAUGAAGGAGGUGGAAGUGUGGCUUCAGACAUUUGGACCAGGGCAAAGGACGCCGAUCCACAGGCACUCGUGCGAGGAAGUUUUUGUCGUCUUGAAAGGGAAAGGGACACUCUUGCUGGGGUCAAGCUCAAUGAAGUAUCCAGGGCAGCCUCAGGAGAUUCCCGUCUUUCAGAAUAGCACAUUCUCUGUUCCUGUAAAUGAUCCGCACCAGGUUUGGAAUUCUGAUGAACAUGAGGAUUUGCAGGUGCUUGUGAUCAUUUCGCGCCCACCUGUCAAGAUAUUUACAUAUGACGAUUGGAGUGUGCCUCAUACAGCAGCAAAACUGAAGUUCCCCUACUUCUGGGAUGAGGACUGCUUACCAGCACCGAAGGAUGAACUCUAGUUUCUAAACCGGCUAUUGCAGUGUAUCAUCUUCAUUCAAGAUACUGCUGGAUUGCGGUCGAUACUUGCUGUAACUCUUUUCCCUUCUCUCUAAUGUGCAGUUCUAAAAUGUGUUCUCUUGCUUAAUGUCAGGACUUAUGUACUUAGAGCUUUUGCAGUAAGGACCACUGUAAGUGUAAACUAGUUACAUAAUAACGCUUCACUAAUCCAGACAUUAUCUGUGUAUAUAAAUAAAUGCCUACACAGCUGGUUUCUUGUUGAUUAA
This is a messenger RNA of Oryza sativa Japonica Group (Japanese rice), 1778 nucleotides long. RefSeq names its product auxin-binding protein 4. Gene Ontology annotation, molecular function: auxin binding. The record is from RefSeq and is a predicted model, not a curated record. NCBI's taxonomy places the organism in Eukaryota, Viridiplantae, Streptophyta, Magnoliopsida, Poales, Poaceae. Gene Ontology annotation, biological process: unidimensional cell growth; positive regulation of cell size; positive regulation of DNA endoreduplication.